AUGGCCAGCAAUCUGGGGUUUCCACGCAUUUACCUGCUACCUAGUCAUCUCGAACCGUCGCAGCUUCACUAUUUCGAGGAAGCAGUGCCGUCCAUCACCUACGACAUCAAUGAAGCGGAUCUUGUGCUAGGUAAAAUAUCGAAACGAGAGCGCGCCGAAUUCGAAUUAAGGCGGCAUAAUUUGAGGAUUCAACCAGACUCAGUCUCAGGCGGAGAUUUCCAUUCUACCGCGCCCGACAUUGCACUUGUAAGGCGCGAAGCUGUGGAAGAGCAGCCCAGCUCGAAACGUCGAAAAGAAGGAGACGCCCAACAUCCAGAUUAUCGAACAGCGGAGAAUAGUAGGGUUCAGGUUCUCAAAUUGUCAUGGUUGACCGAUUGUCUUGCCCAAGGCAGGCUUCUUCCAGUUGACAAUUACCUCUUGUAUGGAGGCUUCAAAAUCUCGUCACACGUCGGCUCCGGCGGACAGCAACCUGAGACGCAGAAUAUCUCCACUGGUGCAAUUCUUCGCCGUGCCGCCGAGGACCAUGCAGUGAAUACCGCAAAUCGGGCGGAGUCGUCAUCUUUGCCUUUCAACCUUCAUGAUCCACGCCAUAGUAGACACCCGCCACCCCCAUUGCAACGACAGACGACCUCCGAAAAUGACACCAGGCUUCCCGAGAUUCCAGAAUUCCUUCACACAACAUAUUCCUGCCAGCGGCCAACGCCUUUGCAUCCUCCAAACGAAAAGUUUAUCCUGGAGCUCAAAAAAAUCCGAACUCUCAGACUUCUCCAGGGGAACCAGAUCGGGGUACGGGCAUACUCGACAUCGAUUGCCGCGUUAUCAGCAUAUCCGCAUGUGAUCCAAAGUUCCCAUGGCAAGUAA
Messenger RNA from Metarhizium brunneum ARSEF 3297, 861 nucleotides. RefSeq lists its product as uncharacterized. The record is from RefSeq and is a predicted model, not a curated record. Gene Ontology annotation, biological process: double-strand break repair via nonhomologous end joining. Gene Ontology annotation, cellular component: nucleus. NCBI's taxonomy places the organism in Eukaryota, Fungi, Ascomycota, Sordariomycetes, Hypocreales, Clavicipitaceae. Gene Ontology annotation, molecular function: DNA binding; DNA-directed DNA polymerase activity.